AUUUCAACAGGAAUAUCCACUGAAGUUGAUAAUAUAAAACUUCAUAAUAUGUUCGCUCAUUGGACCAUUAGUCGUCAACAGCCAUUUUUCAUAAUAGAAGAUCCUGAAUUAAUUGAAAUUAUGCAAUAUCUAAACCCCAUAGCACAACUAGUUAAAGCGGAUGUGCUUAAAAAUACAAUUAUGGUACUUUAUAACUCUGAAAAACAAGAAUUAAAG
Dentiscutata heterogama is the source of this 216-nucleotide messenger RNA. The record is from the annotation of a GenBank genome assembly. NCBI's taxonomy places the organism in Eukaryota, Fungi, Glomeromycota, Glomeromycetes, Diversisporales, Gigasporaceae.